AUGCCUCUCGGCGUCAAAGCAUCUGCUGGGGCCCCCAAGCGAAGGCACGGCGGCGGUCGCGGAGGACUCAGUGCGGGGCGUUCGCAAGAGGCCAUGGCCAACCCGCUGUACUUCAAGACCACGCUCUGCAAGUUCUUCGUGCUCGGCGCCUGCGCCAGGAACGAGGACUGCAAGUUCGCGCACGGCCAGGACGAGCUCUCGGCGCUCCCGGACUUCACGAGGACGCGGCUCUGCCCCUCCGUUCUCGCCUCCCGCGCCUGCCAGGCCCGCGGCUGCGCCUUCGCGCACUCCCUGGCCGAACUCCGCCCGCGCGUCGACGGGCACCACGGCGGAACCGAGCAGGCGCCCGACGCCCCCGCGCCCCGUACGAGCUCGCGCCCGCCCAGCCCCGUGCAGGGUGCCGAGCGCACGGCGCAGCGGCGCUCGGGGCCCCUCCCCGCGCCGCUCCGUGCGCCGCCCCGGGCGCCGCCCAGGGCGCCGCAGCGCAGUCGGGCCCACAACGGCCCGCGCGCCUGCGGCGGCCCGCCGAGCGCCGAGGCGCCGGCGCCGUGGCAGGCCGGGGCGCAGGCUCAGGCGCUGCUCAUCACGGAGCACACGAGCGGGCUCUGGCUCUCGGACGGGGCGAUGCCGGCCGCGGACGCGGGUGCGGGCAAGGGCGACCGCGCCGAGCCUCCGAGCACGCCGCCGAGCGGGCACACCGCGGGGGGCUGGUCGUGCGCCCGUGCGUCCAGGGGGCAGCUGUGCGAGGGCACGAGGCUGGGCGUGGAGUGCCAAGGCGAGGCAGUCCCUGGCCCAAAAUGGAGGCUGGAGGUGAGGAACACCUUCAUCACGAUCGUCUUCCUCGGCGCGCCAGGGAGUUGCCGACCCUUCGGCCGUGCCCUCUCCUCCCCGGCGGCGCCGCGCCGUCGCUGA
Prorocentrum cordatum is the source of this 912-nucleotide messenger RNA. The record is from the annotation of a GenBank genome assembly. Lineage: Eukaryota; Dinophyceae; Prorocentrales; Prorocentraceae.